UCAAAUACCGGGUGUCCCAAAUCUGACUGCACUUCCGCGUCGACCGUCGACCAUACGCGUCGACGCGAGCUGUGUUAUUACACGAUGAAUUGUUUAAGUUUAACGUUAUGACUUAUCCUUUGUUUAAUAGAACGAAGCUGGUGCGAGUUUAAAUGUGUAACAUACUGAGAUGACUAACAUACGCGGAUUAAAGCUUUCGGCGGGAUUUUGUUUCGACGUUGUUCUACGUGUCUUUCUGGCAGUGCUAUUCGUGGAGCUGGAAAAAGCAGAACCAUUUACGAGAAAAAUUCAUGAAAACGAAUUGUGGUUAUACAGAAACCCAAGAACAGAUUCUUUUGUUCCAACCACAGUAUUAUGGCCUCUUGUAUUUAUGAUGCCGAUUAUUGUUAUUUGUUUUUUUAUAAUGCACAAAGAUAAAGUUGAUCUUCGACAGUCAGUAUUAUCUGUAACAUUAGCUCUAGGAUUUAACGGUCUUAUUACAGACAUUUUAAAACUUAUAGUAGGUCGUCCAAGACCAGAUUUCUUCUGGAGGUGUUUUCCAGACGGACAAAUAAAUCCAACAUUUAAGUGCACUGGAGAUCCAUUUAUUAGAGAUGGAAAGAAGUCAUUCCCAAGCGGACAUUCCUCAUUUGCGUUCGCUAGUUUUGGUUUCAUCUCCUUGUAUCUAGCUGGAAAACUACAUACAUUCAGUCUGGCAGGAAAAGGACAAUCGUGGAGAUUGUGCACAUUCUUUUUACCACUUUGCGUCGCUCUUACCAUCGCAUUAAGCAGAACGUGCGAUUAUCAUCAUCAUUGGCAAGACGUAGCAGCAGGAUCAAUAAUAGGGUAUUGUUUAACAUAUAUUUGCUACAGACAUUAUUAUCCUCCAUUAGAUUCACCAUACUGUAAUAAACCAUACACUGCACUUACAUUACAAAUUCAAUCAGACAGCAAAUCAAACAAGAACGAACAAAUUAAGUGGAUAUAAAAGUGAAGACUAUUUCCUAUAUACGCGUAAAGUAUUUUAAUCACAUUUGACAUUUUGGUUAAAACUUUUGAAACCUGUAUCAACAUAAAAGAGAAUAUAUCAUCUCGGUAUAAGAUGAAGACAAAUCCUUAAAGAUAUUAAAAUGUGUACAUGUUAUA
Nylanderia fulva is the source of this 1125-nucleotide messenger RNA. Its product is annotated as phospholipid phosphatase 5. The record is from RefSeq and is a predicted model, not a curated record. Gene Ontology annotation, cellular component: membrane. Lineage: Eukaryota; Metazoa; Arthropoda; Insecta; Hymenoptera; Formicidae. Gene Ontology annotation, molecular function: phosphatidate phosphatase activity. Gene Ontology annotation, biological process: phospholipid metabolic process; phospholipid dephosphorylation.